CCGGCGCAGCGAGUGCAGGUGCCGGGUGAGGUCCGGACCGGUGGAGAGAGAGCGCCUCGCACGGAGGCGGUGAGCGCGGAGGACAGAGGACGGCUCACAGAGGACUGGUCAUGGUGCUCCGGUGGGCGAUGGCAGCCGCGCUGCUGGCAGUGGCCAUGGGCUGCGGUUUCCCCGGCGCGCCGGCUCACAGCACAGUGACCUUCUCAUCGGACUCGAUCGGGCCCGGUACCGUGGCCACCUACAGCUGCGACCGAGGCUUCGAGCUGCUCGGGCCGGCGCGUAAGGAGUGUCAGGGCAACAGCACCUGGACACCAGCCGGCAUCCCCUUCUGUGUGAUUAACGUGGCAGCAGGGAAAGCGCCGAUGCAGUCGUCGACGGCGCAGGGCGGCAUCCCACAGAAGGCCGUGGACGGCAGCACCAGCGGCUUCUUCAACCCCAAGACGUGCACGCUGACGGAGCAGGAGACGUCGCCGCUGUGGUACGUCAACCUGCUGGAGCCCUACAUGGUGCAGCUGGUGCGGCUCGACUUCGGCAGGUCCUGCUGCGAAAACAACGUGCCUGCGACAGUAGUGGUCCGAGUGGGCAACAACCGACCGGACCUGAAAAUCAACCCGAUCUGCAACCGAUUCACUGGAUUUCUGGAGGAGGGUCGGCCGCUGUUCCUGCCGUGCAACCCUCCGAUGCCGGGCGCGUUCAUAUCGGUCCACCUCGAGGGACCGCCGGGCCAGAUGCUCUCCAUAUGCGAGGCCUUUGUCUACACCGAUCAGGCCCUGCCAAUCGAGCGGUGUCCCCAGUUCCGUGAUCAGCCGCCGGGCAGCACGGCCACCUACAACGGCAAGUGCUACACCUUCUACAACCAGCAGCCGCAGAGGUUCUCCGAGGCACAGGAAUUCUGUCAGAGCCGCGGCGGGACCCUGAUCGACGAGACAAACCCGGCGCUGCAGGGAUUCCUCAGCUGGGAGCUCUGGAGGCGGCACAGGGAGGACCCGAACGGCCAGUACUGGAUGGGCGCCGUCCGGGACCCGCAGAAUCCGGCCAACUGGAAGUGGAUCACCGGACAGGACCUCGGCGUCAGCUUCUGGAGUCUGCCCGGGGGUCAGGAGAACUGUGCCCGGUUUGAUGGUACAAAGGACUGGCUCUGGUCAGACACCAACUGCGACAUGCGGCUCAACUUCAUCUGCCAGCACCAGCCUCUGACGUGUGGCAAGCCGGAGCAGCCGCCCAACUCGACCCUGAUCGCGCCCGACUUUAACGUGGGCAGCACGAUCUCGUACCGGUGUGAGGACGGACACCUGCUGUCCGGCCCCGAGGAGCGCCAGUGCCUGGAGACGGGCUUCUACAGCGCCUACCCGCCCACCUGCAAAAACCUGCAGUGCGGAAUGCCGGCCGAGAUCCGACACGGCCGCUACAGCCUGGUGAAUGGCACGCGCGGCUACCUCUCCAUGGUCGUGUACGAGUGUGACCAGGACUUCGUCAUGGUCGGACGCAACGAGCUCAUCUGCGACGUGGAUGAGCGCUGGAGCGGCCCGCCGCCCCGCUGCGAGCCCGUGUUCUGUAAGGAGCCGCCUGCAAUUCUGAACGGCGGGUUCCGCGUGUCGACCAACUCGACUAUCGUGGGCACGCUGGUCGAGUACUACUGUCUGGAUGACCGGUUCACGCUGACGGGACCGAGCACACUGCGCUGUAUGCGAGACGGCACCUACAACCAGGAGCCGCCCGUGUGCCGAGAGACAGUUCUACCGACCACGGACAGUGCACGGACAGUAGCGACUGCUACCCCCACCUCCGGACUGCUUCCCACCGAGCCUGGCCUGCCCUCCCCCACCUCCGGACUACUUCCCACCGAGCCCGGCCUGUCCUCCCCCACCUCUGACCUGAGCUUCCCCACCGAGACUGGACAGGCCUCUGACCUGUCCUUCCACACCGUCCCUGACCUCUCCACUCCUACCGACCCCAGUCUGACACUAGACGACCUGUACGUGGAAGAUCCCCUGGCUCUGGCCGCCUCUAACACCGCCAACGAGUACGUCCGACCAUCAGCCCCCGGUCGGAGGCGCCUAUCUCGUCCCGGCCUCCGUCCCCUCCCCGGUCUCCGGCGACCCCGCCCGACCAGCCCCGCCGACUACCGAAACCCAUUCUACGACGACACGACAUACGCUGACACGACAUACGCAGACACGACAUACGCAGACGCGACAUACGAGACGGACGGUCCGACGGCGCUGACUGAAGUGCCGACGACAUUGCCGCCGUAUACGGUACUGCCCGGAGACAGGGUGGUGGUUAAAGACGUCAACGGAGAGAAGCGGCGCAAGGUCUUCAUUUUUAGACAGAGGUCCACCACUCCCGCGGAGGAGGAGGGUGGCGAGCCUACCACUUAUAGACCCAUUGUAUGGCCCACAGAGGAGGUAACAGCUGACGAGUCAUCGGAGCGUCGCACAAAGUCCUCUGUGCAGAGUGAGACUAACAGAGCUAUUGUGAGGGUCAGAGAAAGAACUACUGAGCGUCCCAUUUUCACAACUACGAGAACACCCACAGAACAGCUUACUGAACAGCCUAAGAAGGCGACCACGGAGGAGUUCACCUCCACAACCGAGGAGGAGUCGAAUCAGGACGAGUCGGCUCCCUCCCGGCGACUGAGUCUGAUCCGGAACCGACUCCGGGGCGGACUCCGGCGGAGGACGGACUCGGUUUUCCGCCCGGACCGGCGGCCGGACUCUCCGCUGCGGCCGGGUAGGCCCAGCCGCCUCCGUCCGCAGCUGCCAGCCGCCGAGCCCGAUAUCACCACUCCUCCGGCAGAGCCUGAGGUCAGCGAGACGCCAGCCACUCCAGCGUCCUCCUCCCCCGCGCGGCCGAGCCUGGCUUUCAGUCUGGGUCAGACGCGCCGCCGGAGGCCCCGUCCGCGUCCCUCGGGCAGCACUUUCACCUUCCCCCGAAGACCGGCGCCAGAACUCAGCCGUCCGGCGGUCGUCAACGGCGCUGACUCCGAGACGGUGACCUUUGUGGAGACAACGGCAGAGGACACGCGUUCAGUGACCCCUGCGGAGCCCACUGCGGGGUCGACAGAAGAGCAGACGGCGGCGCCCACCCAGACCACAGAGGGAUCUACCACCCGGCGGGUGACGGUCAGUUUGAGUCCGGACGGAGGACCGACCGUGACCUUUGAGAGCAAAUAUGUCACCACUCCGAUGCCCGCCGCUGAGGCUGACGAGUCUGAUGUUCCGGAGCUUGGAGACAGACGGACCUCGGGCAGACGGCCGUUUGGGGACACGCUGCGCAGGAGGAAGUAUCGCCCAACGCUGCCUGUGAGGAGGAUCUCGAGCUCCAGCCAGCCGAAACUGGUGGUGGUGCUCAAACCGAGGCCCGAUCAGUCCGAGUCCGUCUCUGCCGACACAGUCCCUCCUUCAACAGCGGGGACUGAAGAGAUCACCACUAGCUCACAGGAGGUACCCACUGAAAGAAUCUUACACACUAAAACUACACCAGAUGAACCACUCACAGCUACCACUCCGUUCCACAGCACCACAGAGAUCCACACCAGCACCACAGAGAUCCCCACCAGCACCACUCCUCCUCCAGCCCUCAGCGGCGCUCCCUCCGCCGGAGCCACUUCUCCCCGAGCUCCUGUGCCCUCGGCCACCCUGCGGCCCCCUCAGCGGCCGGUGGUCGUGUUCUCCCCCACCGAGUCGCCCUCCCAAGCUGAGCCCGCGUCCCCUGCAGCCGGCGACACUGUGGCCGUGGCCGCCGCGCCCGGAGUGAUCAGCUUCGGCCGGCCCGAAGAGAACGAGAUCCCCGACACGGUCAACAUUCAGCAGAACGCGCCGGGCGUCAGCGAGCCGGACAACACGCUGGGCGAGCGCUCCACCGGACCCAAACUGCACAUGGGCGGGAUCAUCGCGCUGAGCGUCUUCGGCGGGUUCGUGUUCCUGGCUGCUGUCGUCACGACGAUCGUUAUCCUCAUCAGAAGGAACCGCGGUUACCCUCCGCGUCGCGCGCACGCUAACGCUAACUCAAGCAGCUACUCGACGGAGUCCGAGACGCACGGCCUCAACAAGUACUACAAGCGCGCGUGGGAGAACCUGCAGUCGAGUGGCCGCCACAACGCGGCAAAGGAGGGCGGCUCCAAGUCGCGCGGAGAGCCCACCAUGCGCUCGGAAAUGUACCGCGACGCCAGUGAGCUGACCGUGGCUGAUGUGGCGCACAUGUACCGCGGCGGCGACGAUAAGCGGCGCCACCACCACCAUCACCACCGGCACCAUAAGGAGGAGCGCGACAGCCGAUCGGCGCGCCACUCCAGGAAGUAGGCGCCGACGGUGGCGCCGCCUCGCAGCGAGCGGCGACGUGCGCGACAUCUAUACGCGGUUAGCAGUGCUACCUUGCGGGCGAAUUGCGAAACACAGUCUGUCGUGAUGAAGCGCGUGAUGCCACGUUAUGACCUGUGAAAGGAUAAGUUUUGUUUUGCCGCGGAGAGCCCAAAACAGGGUUGGUAGAAACUAAAUCAAUGCUUGGGUAAGACCCAAAUGAUUCGUCUAUGUCGGAUGUACUGCACUGCACUCUGUUUCGAUCCGAAUAUCUCGUAGGCACUAGAUCAGCACGGCAUCACAUGGCGCUGCGUUCCCAGUCGCGUCUUGAAAGCUAGCAUCCGUGAGAUACUUGGCCCUACCUGCGCUUGUAACUCAGAUAGGGCUGACAUUGUCACGUUGUUGAUUUGUUACGUACUAGCGGUUGCACCUUACCGCGAAGAAACUGCACAGCACCGUACACUUUAGUAUUGUUGACAGAGGGAAAGAAGCUGACUAAGCCAAAUGUAAUGGCGCAUUAAUAGGUAUGUUUUAUCGGUGCAAGGUUGACAUUGUUUGCACAGCUGGGACAUGGGAAAACGGCCAUCGUUUCUCCUGUCGGGCGUGCAUGCGAUCGUUCGGCUGUUGUUUUCGACGUUUGCCGAAAUACGAUCGACAUUGUCUCUGUUGACCAUUUAAUCAGGUUGGUAAAUGCUGCCGGGUCAGCUAUAACAUUACCGCUGAAACCAGUUAUUGUUGUAUAUAUUUGUGAUAUUGUAUUCGUAUUAGGAGCGUGUGAUUUGCUGUUUUGUUUGGCGCGACUGCAAUGGACGAAUGUUUGAGUGUAACUGUUUAUUAUUUAUUGCAAAUGGAAGUGAAAUGUGGAGACUUAGUUAAGAUAAAAAUGAAAGAUAAC
This is a messenger RNA of Amphibalanus amphitrite, 5196 nucleotides long. RefSeq names its product sushi, von Willebrand factor type A, EGF and pentraxin domain-containing protein 1-like. NCBI's taxonomy places the organism in Eukaryota, Metazoa, Arthropoda, Thecostraca, Balanomorpha, Balanidae. The record is from RefSeq and is a predicted model, not a curated record. The coding region runs from base 111 to 4304 and encodes 1397 amino acids. The transcript is spliced from 13 exons.